GAAGACUUUCUCUCUCCACAACCAUUAUACCAUCGCUUCCACCACCCUUCUCUUCAAAACAAAGACACACACAAAAACACAACACAACUUCAAGAGGAAUGGGAUAGAAAAAAAAAUAUAAAAAAAAUAGAAAAACAAAAAACAAAAACAAAAGGUGGUAGAUGCAUGAGCCACAACACAACACACACAUUAUCUCAUACCACGCUUACCACCUUGUAUUCCCCAAAAUUCCUAUAAUAAUUCCCUUUUUGCCUUUUGCCUCAGAUUUCUCACCACCCCACUUGGAUUUUUUCUCUCCUCUGCUGUGUCACCUUAUCUCACCCUUUCAGUUUUUAAGCUACUCUGCCUCCUAAAUUGAAAGGAAAGUUUUGUAUCACAAGAAGUUGAUCGUUAUGCUUUGAUGCCUUGGUAAGAAGAUUGGAACUAACAAUGGUAAGCUUGAGAAGGCGUAGACUUUUGGGACUAUGCUCAGGCAGCGGUUCAUUUGUCACUCCGCUUCCUCUUUAUUGUGAGAAUCUAACUGGUCCUCAAAAUUCAACGCGGCAUGCGAAACCUAAGAGUGAACAAACUGUGCCUUCAGAUGAUGCAAGCAUCCUGGACAGUAAUACCAUUGUGCAAGAAGAGCCAGGAUCAUCAAAUGUUUCUGGUUCCAGCUCAUCGAAAGAGCAGCUUAUUCAACAAAUCACAGCAGGACCUCCUAUUAAACGUAGAAAGCGACAUAGAAGAAAAAAUUUGCACAAUCAAGAACCAUGUUUGAUGAGAGGUGUCUACUUCAAAAAUAUGAAGUGGCAGGCAGCAAUAAAAGUGGACAAGAAACAGAUCCACCUAGGGACUGUUGGGUCACAAGAAGAUGCUGCUCACUUAUAUGACAGGGCUGCUUUCAUGUGUGGGAGAGAGCCCAAUUUCGAGCUUCCCGAGGAAGAGAAGCGUGAACUGCGGAAAUUCAAAUGGGAUGAAUUCUUGGAAGUAACUCGACAGGCAAUUACGCGUAAAAAACACAAGAGGAGGCUUAGUCCAGGACCGCGUGAUAGCCUUGAAAUGCCACCAUUGGACAAAGAUGAUUGGGACAGUAAGCAAGGAGUAAGUGGCUUCUCUGCUUGUGAAGAAGAUGCAGAAUAGGAAACAUCAGUCUCUUAAAAAUUAUGAUUCAGAGAAGUAAAGAGUGAAGAUGAAAACCUCAAGUUCUAACCGUUCAACUCUACUUGCUAGAUCAAUUUUUACUGUAGAAAGAGCCAGCAUUAUGUUAGACCUUGAUAGCAUUGAUUAUCCUUAAGAUAUGCAAAUUGCUACACGUUAACACAAUAAAGAGUCUCAUGUUAGACAUUUCAACUAUCAGCUGUUGGAAUCAUUUAUGAGUCCCUCGAACUAGUACAAUGUUAUUUUCUUCUUCCACUAGGUGGAAAUAAUUAUGUUCCCCUUCAACUUGCAGUUUCUAUAUGAAUUUUUUCUCAAGCAGCUGAUUGGUAUG
Messenger RNA from Gastrolobium bilobum, 1468 nucleotides. Its product is annotated as ethylene-responsive transcription factor-like protein At4g13040. NCBI's taxonomy places the organism in Eukaryota, Viridiplantae, Streptophyta, Magnoliopsida, Fabales, Fabaceae. The coding region runs from base 430 to 1119 and encodes 229 amino acids. The transcript has 7 exons. Gene Ontology annotation, biological process: regulation of DNA-templated transcription. The record is from RefSeq and is a predicted model, not a curated record. Gene Ontology annotation, molecular function: DNA binding; DNA-binding transcription factor activity.